Molecule: messenger RNA, 1719 nt
Organism: Solanum stenotomum
Lineage: Eukaryota; Viridiplantae; Streptophyta; Magnoliopsida; Solanales; Solanaceae
Exons: 5
Coding region: 1-1719 (572 amino acids)
Source: RefSeq, a predicted model, not a curated record
AUGGCGAGGCGAGGCGAGCCAUUCUACACUGAGGUGCGGCGAUCCCAAAUAGGCGACCAGAUGGCGACUCGCGUUUCUCUCCUUGCGAUCUCUUCUCCUCGCGUCUCUUUUCCUCCUUCAUCGCACGAGUUGCUGCUCCUCUUUGGCGCUUCCCCUCACGUCUCUUCUCCUCCUUCAUCACAUGAGUUGCAGCCAGUGGGGGAUGCUAGCAAAAAGAGGGACAUUGGAUGGAAUUAUGGUACUCAAGGAGCAACGAAAGACUCGGUUAAUUGUAACUUUUGUGGGAGUACUUUUAAUGGUGGAAUAACUCGACACAAGCAACAUUUAGUGGGUGGUUUCAAGAAUGUUAAACAAUGUACAGCUUGUCCGUUGGCGAUUAGAGAAGAAGUAAGGGUUUAUAUGCAAAAUAAAAUCGCUAAUAAUCCCAAAUUUCAAGUGAGGCAGCCGGAAGAAUAUAUUGAUAUUGAUGAUGUUGAUGAUAUGGAUGAAUAUGCAGAAAUGAUGCCUCCCUCCAAAACUCCAAAGAUAUCUUCUAGUGGAGGUGCAUCAUCCACCGCGCGGAAUGUGAUGAAAGGCCCUAUGAAUCUCUAUUUUCCGCAGAAAUCAACACAAAAAGGAGGCUUUGAAAAAGGAGGAGGAAUUGAUGAAACAAAGAAAAUUCUAAGAGAGCGUGCGGUAAGUGCUUUCGCAAUAUGGAUGUAUGAUGUAGGGCUCCCUUUUAAUUGUGUCAAUCACAAAUCAUUUGAUAAAUUUAUUGAGACAGUAGGACAACAUGGCCCCGGAAUGAAGCCUCCUACAUUCCAUGAAGUUAGAGUUACUCACCUAAAAAAAGAGGUGGAGAAAGUGGAAAAAAUUGUUGAUGAGCAUAAAGUGCAAUGGACAAAGUUUGGAUGCCCUAUGAAUCUCUAUUUUCCGCAGAAAUCAACACAAAAAGGAGGCUUUGAAAAAGGAGGAGGAAUUGAUGAAACAAAGAAAAUUCUAAGAGAGCGUGCGGUAAGUGCUUUCGCAAUAUGGAUGUAUGAUGCAGGGCUCCCUUUUAAUUGUGUCAAUCACAAAUCAUUUGAUAAAUUUAUUGAGACAGUAGGACAACAUGGCCCCGGAAUGAAGCCUCCUACAUUCCAUGAAGUUAGAGUUACUCACCUAAAAAAAGAGGUGGAGAAAGUGGAAAAAAUUGUUGAUGAGCAUAAAGUGCAAUGGACAAAGUUUGGAUGUUCCAUGAUGAAGGACAAAUGGACGGCACGAAAUGGUAAAAUGAUCAUCAAUAUUUUGGUGAAUUCUCCAAUCGGUAGUGUAUUUCUUGGUUCUGUUGAUGCUAGCAAUGAAUCUACCGAUUCCACCAAAAUGUACAAGUUGUUUGAAAGCACUAUUGAAAGAAUUGGACCGGAAAAUGUUGUACAAAUUGUCACUGAUAAUGCUAGUGAGAAUGUUAAAGCGGGAAGCAUGAUGAUGGGUGCGUACCCACACAUUUAUUGGACUCCAUGUGCCGCUCAUUGCAUCAACUUGAUGUUUGGUGACAUAUUCAAGGUUAAGCCAUAUGCUUCCGUUUUUAAGAAGGCCAUUAGAAUCCAUUCUUACAUUAGUCAAAGGACAUUUUUGUUAAUCUUGAUGAGAAAAUUCACCAACAAAAGAAAUUUGGUGAAACCGGCUAAGACAAAAUUUGCAACGGCCUUCUUAAUUUUGAGAGCUAGGUACAUACAAAGAAAAAACUUGAGAACUUAG